This is a messenger RNA of Toxotes jaculatrix (banded archerfish), 1840 nucleotides long. RefSeq names its product ECSIT signaling integrator (gene ecsit). The transcript has 8 exons. Lineage: Eukaryota; Metazoa; Chordata; Actinopteri; Toxotidae. The record is from RefSeq and is a predicted model, not a curated record. Bases 113 to 1507 code for a protein of 464 amino acids. Gene Ontology annotation, molecular function: protein binding. Gene Ontology annotation, cellular component: mitochondrion.
AGGAAGUUGUAACGGUUUUUCAACAUGGAAGCGUCCGUAGAGAGGGGUCUGUGAAGGAGACUAUUUAACUCAUACAUCAGCUGUCGUAAAUGGUCAGUGUGAUGGUUUGACCAUGAAGUGUGCCCGCUGCCUGCUCCAGCUUCAGUGUCUCAGACUGGUGAACCAGUCAGCCAGGUCUGCAGCCCAGCAUGGCAUUGUGCUCCAGUCAGUGUCCUCCAGUCAACCCAGUGUGCUAAAUAACAUCCAGCACCAGGUACUGAGGCAUUUCCACACCAGCCCAGCACUCGCCAAGAGUCAGCGUGUACCGACAGAGUUUGUCAACAAGGACAACAACAAGAAGGACAAGUCUCUGAUCACCCACGAUGAUUUGUUCGAGAAGGUGGCCAAAGGGGCCAAAACCAAAGCCACGUUCAACAAGGUGGUGGAUGUCUUCAUCAAGGCAGACAUAAGACGUCGGGGUCACGUAGAGUUUAUCUACGCUGCUUUGAAGAAGAUGCAGGAGUUCGGCGUGGAGAGAGACCUUGCUGUCUACAACAAGCUGUUGGAUGUUUUUCCUAAAGAAGUGUUUGUGCCCAGAAACUUUAUCCAGAGAAUGUUCAACCACUAUCCCCGACAGCAGGAGUGUGGAGUCCAGGUGCUGGAGCAGAUGGAGAACUAUGGUAUCAUGCCCAAUAUAGAGACCAAAGUCCUGCUGGUUCAGAUUUUUGGAGAGAAGAGCCACCCCAUGAGGAAGUACCAGCGCAUCAUGUACUGGUUCCCCAAGUUCAAGCACAUAAACCCCUUCCCCGUCCCCCAGCUGCUCCCCGAAGACCCAGUGGACCUGGCUCACUUUAGCCUGACUCGCAUUGCUAACAACCUGGACGCCAAAGUUACCGUCCACCAGCUGCCCUGUACAGAUGUUACAGAGAGCGGAGAAGAGGUAACACUUCCAUAUAUAGUAGGUAUCCAGAGCCCCAGCCAGAUGGAGCUUCUGGCCCAGCAUAACCCGAGCAGGCCGGUGUUUGUGGAGGGCCCCUUCCCUCUGUGGCUGAGAAGUACAUGCGUGCACUACUACAUCCUCAGAGCUGACCCCACACCGCUUGAUGAGAAGGUAGAGGAGCCCUACGAUCCAGAGAGAAGUCUGUGCUAUCCUCUGCAGCUAGACCUGGAUUUUGGCCGUGACUUCGGAGACGACGAGAGCUUCGAUGUAGAAGACCUGGACGAGGGCCCAGUCUUUGCCAUGUGCAUGACCAAUCAGGGAGACCAGGCCACCCUUAACCAGUGGAUCUCCAGCCUCCAGCAGAGCAACCCCAUCCUGGGUCAGGUCCCCACUUUGUUUCGUCUGGAUGUUGGACCCCGGGAGCUUCAGGGGCCAGAUAGCACAGAUUCAGGCCAUCCCCACAGGCCUGAAGCAGAGACCCAGAAAGAGGACUCGCACCCUGAAGAAGAAUCCAAGGUUAUAGAGGAAGAGGAACAAAAGAGGAGGCAGGGGAUGAAACAGUUUACAACAGUCAGACAGUGUGGUUAAGACUGACAAAAAAAUCAUGACAUAGUGUCCAUAACUUAUUUAGAGGUAUUGGUCCUGGUUAGGGGUCCCAACUAGUGUGAGGUACUGGUUUGUUUAACUAGGCAUCACACACGUCACUCAGCAGAAUCUGAAGAUGACUCUUAAUAAUGUUGACGGUAACAUUAAGGAGUUAAAUAAAUGAAAUUAAAAUGAAGCCGUGCUUCCCUGUUUUUCUGUCUCUCAACAUGGGUCCACAUUUUAAAAAAAGAUAUCAAAUAACAAGCCCAAAGGUAGAAAAGGUUUAUUACUUAAAAGGCUUUAAACAUUCCCUUUCAACUGGUAAACAAGUCAGAA